AUGGAAGAAAAAAACAUUGGUUAUGACAUUCACACAUUGAAACUUAGGAUGUUAUCGUAUGCAGCCACUGGUGACUUCGACCAAAUGGAAAAGCAUUUGGUGAAGAUGGAAGCUAAUCCUCUAGUCACCAUGGACUGGCGUGGUUAUUUUGUUGCAGCGAAAGCGUGCUUGAAGGCUGGACUGUUGGAGAGGACAUCGACAUUUCUGAGGAGAUCGGAGCAACUGAUUGACAAUGACUCAAGGAAAAUUGGUUAUGAACGCCUGAUGACUUCAUAUGCUGCUAUUGGUAAUAAAGAUGAGGUGGGUGACAUUGACGGUGCUGAGAAGAUUGUGCAGGAAUGGGAAUCUGGGGUCAAAUUCUAUGACAUUAGAAUACCCAACUUGCUGAGAAGCUUAUGGAGAGCGGAAGGGGGGAAUGCAAGCGCAUUUCUUGUUUUGGCUACGGAAUAUCAUAUGAAUGGUCACAUGGGAGAGGCAGUGGAAGCAAUGAAAAACGCAGCAAAAAUGUCAAGUCGACCAGGACGGAAGUUUAACCAUUCGACUUUGUAUGCAUGUCUUAAGUACUUGACAGAGAAGGGAGAUGAGAAAUCAGCACAUGAGAUUUUGAGAUUAUUGAGGAAAAAGGGUAAUCUACCAACAGGUUCGUGCGAUAAGUUGGAAAAUUAUGUUGAUGGUGGCCAACCCCAGGGAUUAAUAAAGUUCAGGAUGAAGGGAGGGACACAUGUAAAAGUGGAGCUUAACAAUGUGGGUAGGCUGGUAGCAGCUCAAAAGCUAUGUAAAUGUAUGAAAGCAUCUCAACCCUAA
This is a messenger RNA of Prunus armeniaca (apricot), 804 nucleotides long. The record is from the annotation of a GenBank genome assembly. Lineage: Eukaryota; Viridiplantae; Streptophyta; Magnoliopsida; Rosales; Rosaceae.